UGAAAAAGUUGGAAUUUGAAGAAGUCCCUGGAAUGAGAGUGUGAAAGUGAAGAUAGUUUUUGAGGAAGAAGAUCGAUGAAUCCUUCGAGUAACAGCGCUGGUCUUUCUUCAACGCUCUCAUCUCUGAAAAACCUAAUCGCUCUCUCAAACGACGUUCUCUCUGUAACACCAUCCCCACCAACCCUAAACACUAACCUAAUACAAUGCCCUUUCAGUCCACACCAUCUGAUUCCUCCACACGCGCUCUUCCUUCACCACCUUCGUUGCCCUUCCUCUCCGCGCCCUCUUCCCGAUCUCACUCACUCUCUCACUUACCCACAAACCCUCCACAACUCUCCCUCUGAUCAACUCUCUUUCUAUCUCCACUCCCUCUCCAACUUCUUCUACCGUGAUUGCCCCGCCGUCGUUUCUUUCUCCCCUGCGGACGCCCUCACCAGAACCGCCACCCUCACGCUUCCCGCCUUUUUAUCUCUCGAAUGCGCCGACACAGAUACCCAUUCCAACCUAAUCCCACUCUCCCACCACGCGCCCAUUCUCCCCUCUCACUACUUCUCCAUCGCGCGUGAACUCCAGGCCUGGAACGAUUUUCCCACCACCUUCUCCAACUCCGUUCUUCGCGCCAUUUCAGGUCUCGGAAUCGCCAAUGAACAUCACUUAAUGGAUUGGAUAAUAGCGAAUUCGCCUAGAUACGGCGUCGUUGUCGACACCGCUAUGCAGCAGCAUAUGUUUCUGUUAUGUUGUUUGUGUCUCAAGUCGAUUAUAAGAGAAGCUUCCGUUUCCACGGAAAGCCAAAAUGCUCACGUAAUUUGCCCCGUUUCGAACCAGGCUUUGACGUGGUUGGCGUAUCAGGUUUCGAUCCUUUACGGUGCAGCGAACGGGAAGGGUUUUGUUCUUAAUUUUCUGAAACAUUGUAUUACUGUUGGUGCGUCUGUUCUGUUGUUGUUUCCUUUAGAAGACCAAGGUGCUUCGAAGCACGAGUCUAAGAAUUUAGAUAAAGAGAGUGUGGACAUGAAGGAUGUCAAACCUGCUGCUCCAGUUGCCGAAAAGAAAAAUUCCAUACUGAAUAGGAAGAUUUUUGUGUCCCAAGUUGCAGCGGCUGUUGCCGCAUUGCACGAGCGAUCUUUGUUUGAACAGAAAAUUAAGGGAUUUUGGUUUUCUCAGCAGCCAAGUAACUAUCAGCUGGUUGCUGAGCAUUCUUAUUUGUCUGAGAAAGCAAAUGAGGAGCGGGCAAAACGUCCUGAUUAUACACCCAUAAUUGAUCAUGAUGGCAUUCAUAGGCCACAAUCAUCUAACCAGGAAUCAUCUAGAGAAAAGACCCGAGAGGAGUUGAUAGCUGAAGAAAGGGAUUACAAACGUCGAAGAAUGUCUUAUCGUGGCAAGAAGACAAAUCAAUCACCUUUACAGGUGAUGAGGUACAUGAUAGAGGAUUUCAUGGAGCAAAUCAAGCGGGCUGGGGGUUUUGAGAACCCUGUGAAGAUGUCUGAAGAGGGUGGAUUGUUUCCAUUUAAGCCUCCUGGCCAUGACAUUUCCAUGGAAGCCAGUAAUUCAACAAGAGCUAGUAUUGACUCACCUGCAGUGACAACAAGCAACCCACGUUAUUCUCAGCAACAAUCACAGUCUAGCUUUUGCGAUGAAAGCAAAGAAAUGGAUGUUUCAUUUUCUAGAGAUUACAAACAACUCAAACAUGAGCAUCAUCGAAGCCAUCAUUACCGAGAUGAUCAAUGGAAUGCUGACAGAGGAAAAGAUCAUAGAGACCGGCCUUCUACAAGUCAUGAAAGACACUCAAGUCAUAGUAGACCACGUGAGCAUAGUAGUCAUCAGAACAAACAGGAUUACUGCUCAAAUAGAAAGAAGCAUGAUAACUCAUCUAGAUCGAGGGAUAGGCGGCAGAAUGACACUCACAGGAGUCAUAUUUCAGAUUCUUUCCCAAAUAAGACAUUUUCAGACCGAUAUGAUCCUUCAGAAUCUCUUGAUAUAUGUGAUGAUGAUAUAUCCUCUGACGCCAAAUAUAUCAAGUCCGAUAAAUUUUAUGAUAAGGAACAUUAUUAGGUUGGUCUUGGUCAGAACUGUGAAGAUACUACACCUCUUGUGGCCUGUGGUAAUAACUUACCAAGCUUCGGCGAUUUUGACAAUGUAUCCUCCUUUGUAUCCUUAAUUCUGAAAGCACAUUUAUUUAAGCAAGCUUUACUUGGACUGGUUUAUUGAUGUUGGUGGUAGCUAUUAUCACCGUUGUAUUUUUUAUUUUUCCUCGAUAGAAAAGCAUUAAAAAUGGCAAUUAUGUCAUCCACAUUAGAUUCAUUACAUAAGAUUUUUUAUUUUAAUUAUCUCAUGGUUGUUUUACUUAAACUUAACUACGUAGUUUCUUCAGUACAUUGUAUUGUGUGUGUGGCUAUGUGGCAGUGCUAGGAAAAAUGAAACAGUUUGGAUAGUGCUUUACUUAGGAUGUUGAGUCAUUUAACUACAACUAGAGCAAUUAUAUAGUUUAUAUUAUCUAACAGGCAUCUGAAAUUUUAUCUUGUCUUUUUGUAACGUUUUUGUCGUUUUUGUGUCUAACAAAGAAGUGAUUGGAGUUGGAUUCUGUCUGAACUUGAGCUUUUUUUUGUUUCAACAACUUCCCUGAUGUGUUCUCUCCCCGUCAUUUGUUCCUAACCUUAGCAUAGAAUAUGGCAAGGUUGGUGAAGGUUGUCGUUAUUGAGGCUUUUAUUUUUUUGAGAAAAUUUGUUGAAUAUUUUUGCAUUAUUGAGAUCGAAAUGCCUUUGUCUCGGCUAAUUUCUCAUGCUUUGAUUCCAGACCAGCUGAAAUCAACAGAGUCUUUCACUUUCUUCCUGAAUUCCCUCUGCCCUUUUUAGAUACUUACUGAUUUAAAGAGACAGACUCUUCAAUGGGCUUCGUAGGUUUCUUCAUUACUUAUUGGAAGAGACCCAGCUAUGAUCGUGUGUCUGCGGUCAAUGUGUCCAGAUAUCAGAAGGUAAUUAUACUAAGAGUGAGGGAAACAAAUAUGGCAAUGGUGCUGUUUGCAUCUUACUGUAAAUGGCAACUAUCUCUGUUCUAUCUGUUUAUUCAAUUUUUUGUUGCAAAGAGGGCUCCUCGGGCCUUAUUUAUGUCAAAAGAUAGAUUCUGAAUGAUUGGCUUAAGCGGUUAAA
Vigna unguiculata (cowpea) is the source of this 3143-nucleotide messenger RNA. Its product is annotated as U11/U12 small nuclear ribonucleoprotein. NCBI's taxonomy places the organism in Eukaryota, Viridiplantae, Streptophyta, Magnoliopsida, Fabales, Fabaceae. The record is from RefSeq and is a predicted model, not a curated record.